AUGACUAGCUUUGAACAAUGUCUACAACUUCAGUCUGUUACAAUUAUUGUUGCAAACGAAAAAACAUCAGUCUUAUUCACAUCUAGUCAGACCGAGUGGAAAGUAACUGCAAGAACAUUGUGUUCAUCAAAAAGGCUGGCACGAAAAUGUGCGGCGAGUGGUCAGAAAUCUGGAGCACUUCAUUAUAACUGUUCAACAUUUUCAGCCAGACAACUUAGAGUUGAACUAUCAGCUGGUUUUAGCAUUUGUCAACUAAACAUUUACGCCUAUCCAGUUGCUCCAGUCUUUCCUGCUAUGACCUCACAGCCAUCCACAGUAAACACUCAACAUUCUGAACAGAAUCAUGUUUAUCAGAUUGGAGAAACUGCUCAUGUGUUAUCUGGCCACGAUUUUAUGCUUUCUUGUAAUGCAUUUGGUCAUCCAACUCCGUCAUAUCAGUGGCAUACCCUUUCUCCCAAGAAAACACUUAAAAGUUCAAGUAAUGUAAAAGUCAAUGGCAACACACUCACUAUCACAGAUGUUCACAAAUCUAAUGAAACUGAGUACAAGUGCACUGUCAACAAUAGUAACGGCAUGACUGAGCGAACUUCUGAACUGAAAGUGUACGGUGGUAAAGUUUCGCCAGAUCAAGUGUGGAUAAAAAUAGUAGACACUCAGCUGUUUCCACUACUAUCUUAUGGUGGUCACCUCUGGAAUAUUGACAAAGCUUCUAUAGCAAGAACUGUAGACGUAGCUUAUCGGAAAGGAAUUCGACGUGGUUUUAGAAUGACGUCAAAAGAUUCAAUACCUGUUAGAACUAGAAUGAUUACUUUCUUUUCUGUGUUGCAGAAAGAAGGAAAAAAGGAUCACUACGCUUGUCGCAUCAACACCUAUGACGUCCAAUUUCGUCAGAUGGAUAACGAUGACGACUUUAUAACCAGAGUUUCCAAUACAGAUUUAUUUAAGCUGGACCAUCUGAUUCCAUUCACUUCUUAUGAAAUCAAAGUAAAUGUGACUUUUAACCAAUCUUACUGCAGUUCAUAUUCUGAUGUAGUUGUUGCACCAUCUCCUCCAAGACAGAUCAGAGUUCAGUCUUUACUGGCAACUAGCGUUGUUCUGACAUGGAAGGCACCUCCUUAUGUCAAUGGAUCUCACCUCACAUAUUAUAUCAAUUGUACAUCCUCCAGUAGUACUAUGGUAACUUCAAAGACCAGCACACAAACAACUAUUACUUUGGUUGGUCUUACACCCUAUAUUCAAUAUAAAGUCAUAAUUCAAGCUGCUACUUAUGCCCAAAUCAAAGUCAGCUCUUCCAUUUGGCUAAAAAGUGUUCAUUCUAGAAUAUCAUUUACAACUCGUCAAGCAAGACCCAGUCCUCCAAUCAAUGUACAAGUUGACACAAUGUUAGCUUAUUCGGCUGUGAUCAAAACAACUAACACUACUGAAAGUCGCCUCACCAACCUCAAACCUUUCUCUAUUUACCUUCUAAUUGUGAGGGCUGUCAAUGUUGAAGGAUCCACUAAACUGGAAAGCAGUUGGAGCAGGCAAAUAGAAUUCCGAACUUUGUCAUCUAUUCCAAGCCAACCACGACAAUUGACUGCCACUGACAAACAAAUACAAUCAGUUCAUCUUAAGUGGCAAAAACCUUCUAAUCCUAAUGGAAUGAUAGCAAAAUAUGAGAUUAUUGUAGUGCAGGGAAAAGAUAUUGAUCCUAGUAGCUAUGAUAGCAAGAUAUUGUUUGUUAGCAAGACUGUCAGUUGGAGAAUCUCAGCUUUCACGGUAACUGGAUUGACAGAGUUAACACGAUACAGUGUGUGGCUUGUUGCAGUCAAUAUUCGACGAGCUGACAAAGCAAAAUUAACUAGUCCUCCAAGUCAAGUGAUAACAUUUGAUACAAAGGGUGGAGCAAAUACUGCUCCUCAAGAAAUUACGUCUCUCCAAGUGACUAGUAAUUCAGCUCUAAUCACUUGGCAGCAACCACUGUUUUCAACACCAAGAUCAGUUACUGCGUACUAUAUCAGAUAUUAUAAAUCAACAAAACCUGAUCACAACAGAUACCCGCAAAAUACAAGGGAAAGAAGAUUCAAUCUUACUAAUUUGGACAUUCAUACAGACUAUACAAUAGACAUAGCAGCUUUUGUGCGUCCUCUGUUGUCUCCUUAUGCAUCAUAUAAUUUUACAACUAAACAAGCUGCACCAAGUCCUCCACAGAGAGUAAAAACGAAUGACAUCGGAUCUAGAAGUGUAUCAAUAUCUUGGGCGCCGCCACUUCGUGCCAAUGGUGUGUUGAAGAAAUACAGAAUAUGUAUUCAGUCUGAUAACACUAGCCGACCCAAUAAUCUUAAUAAUGGCAAUAAAACAGUUUCACAGUUGCAGAGAGUUGUAACAAUCGGCAAAUUGAUUCCUUUCACUACCUACUAUGUUUGGGUUACUGCCAUCAAUGUGGAGGAUGGGCAAGAAUUAGAAAGCAAAUUUGAACGUCCCACUGAUUUCAAAACCAAUGCAGAAGCAUCAUCACCUACAAGGAAAGUUCGGUGCUUGAACAUCACUUCCCAUUCAGUCGUUUUCUCAUGGGGAAAGCCAGCCAAAGUUUAUGGAACUAUUGUUCAAUACAACGUGUCUUUAGUUUCCUUUCCAAAGCAAGAGAUUGUCAAAACAUACCUAGCAGAAAAACAUGAAAAUACUUCUUUUUUUCUUUUUGUUGACAAUCUUGUGCCCUAUACUCAAUAUGCUGUUACAGUUCAGGCUGGAACUCGUACUACAUGUUGUUCAACUUUACUGUGGAGUGAUCCCAACACAGAUGAAUCACAAGUCACGUUUACAACACAACAGGCUGCUCCUUCACGCCCAGCAAGACCAAGUGUUACAAAUGUUCUCUCUCGUUCUUGUCUAAUUAAGUGGAAACCUCCUGACACUCCUAAUGGUGACAUUCUGUUCUACCUAUUGUCCUUAUCUAAGGAGACUGACAAUAUUGAUCCAUCGAGAUCACAUAACACAUCAAACAUCGAUACAUUUAGACAUCCUGCAAAAAACAGCACUCUUCAAAUGAAGUUGUCUUCUUUAUCGCCUUACACAUCUUACGGAGCCGCAGUAACUGCAGUCAACGUCAUGAAUAAUGCAGAACUAAAAUCCCAACAGAGUGAACUAGUGAAUUUCACAACUGCAGAUGAAAAGCCUGCUGCUCCGUCAAAGUGUACUGUGAACAGACGAGAAGCAGACUUUAUAUUUAUGUCGUGGCAGCCUCCUAAACCAAAUGAUUACAAAGUUGCUUUCUAUUACGUUAACUACACAACUACAAGAGAGUCAAGAACAUUCUCAAAUAUUGUCUAUAGUUGCAAUACUAGCAUCAGCAAUUUAUCGCCCUUAACAACGUUCGACAUCACUGUCACUGCCGUUGUAAACAACACACAACUUCGGGAAGGAUUUCCUUGCCAUUUGAAAACUCAGACUAUUAUUGAAGUACUGAAAGUUUCAGAAAGACCGUUACUGCAUUAUUCAUCACCAGCCACUACCAUUGAUAAGGCAGCUACAGCUCGUUCUCCUUCAAAUAUACCCAAGCCUACAAACAUUCUUUCUCGUUCGGCUAACAUUCGAUUGAAUCUUCCAACAAAACCCAAUGGCGAUACCCAAUUUUACGUAUUGUCACUUUAUGAAAAGCUAGAUAUCAGUGCCUCGGAUGAGAAACCGUGGAAGUUUAACAAAGAAAUUCGUGCCAACGGCAGCACACGUCAGAUAAAGCUCACGGUUCUGUCGCCAUACACUUGGUAUAAAGUUUCAGUUAGAGCGGUCACAGUGUUUAAAGGAUCGAGUCAAAAAAUCCAGGAGACUAUUACCGUUAAAUUUCGAACGAGUGACGAAGCACCUACGGCUCCAUUUAAUUGUGAUAUCAAGAAAAGAAACAGCACAUCUAUUCGUGUGUCGUGGAACACUCUUUAUCCGUUUGACUACAAAGUAGAAUUUUACAAAGUAAAGGUCAACUAUGCAUCGAACAGAGACGUAACGGCUCAGUCGCUUUCAGUGUACGAUCAGUCCGUUCAACUAAGAAAAUUGCGUCCUUACACGAUGUAUGAUAUAACCGUCGUUGCUGUCACAAACAACACAAGAAUUCUUGAAGGGCCACCUUGCUAUUUGCAAACACGGACUACUUUGUCAGUUCGAUUUAGUAUCGAACAAUCCUUCCAACUGUACAGCCACGAAAACCAAUUUAACUUCUCUUCUUGUGAAAUGGAAUCCUUACUCUUUAAGAGACGACGCAAUUGCAUUCUAUCAAUUAACAUUUCAGUCUCAAUUCGAGACGAAAAUUGUCAAGACCAUACAGACGAGACUUCAAGAGGCGAAUCUUACACCUGAUACCAACUACAACAUCACAAUUAGUGCAAUUACAAACAACACGAAACUAUUGAGUGGGCCACCAUGUCAAUUGUUAGCAAGAACCGGCAAAAAGAAUAUUCAUGAGUCGAAGUCUACAGCAGCACCUCUUGUUAUUGCUGGAGUGUUACCCUGCUUGCUGGUGAUUGUUAUUAUUGUUGUUGCUGUUUGUGUCGUUCGGCAUCGCAAGAGAUGCUGCAACAAUCACAUGCAGAAGAACGAUGCCAAAGACACAGAAACAAAGACUCGUUGCUAUGAGAUACCAUCAAUUGCACAAACCACAC
Molecule: messenger RNA, 4631 nt
Organism: Corticium candelabrum
Lineage: Eukaryota; Metazoa; Porifera; Homoscleromorpha; Homosclerophorida; Plakinidae
Product: phosphatidylinositol phosphatase PTPRQ-like
Exons: 22
Coding region: 1-4329 (1442 amino acids)
Biological process (GO): axon guidance; ephrin receptor signaling pathway; protein phosphorylation
Cellular component (GO): dendrite; plasma membrane
Molecular function (GO): protein binding; transmembrane-ephrin receptor activity
Source: RefSeq, a predicted model, not a curated record